This is a messenger RNA of Rhodamnia argentea, 1489 nucleotides long. RefSeq names its product stemmadenine O-acetyltransferase-like. The record is from RefSeq and is a predicted model, not a curated record. The transcript has a single exon. Bases 66 to 1370 code for a protein of 434 amino acids. Lineage: Eukaryota; Viridiplantae; Streptophyta; Magnoliopsida; Myrtales; Myrtaceae.
AUAAACAACCUGAAAGAACUAAGUGUUUUAGCGUAAGUUCUUGUUGCUGUGGUAGAGGAGAGAGGAUGGAGAUUGCAGUCGAAAUAACCUCCAGAGAGACUGUCAAACCGUCUUCUCCGACCCCGGACCACCUCCGCCACUACCGGCUCUCGUUCCUCGACCAAAUCUCCCCGCCAGUCUAUAACCCCUAUGUCCUCUUCUACACCCCACAAAACGAAGGUGAUCAAUUCAACAUAGAUGGUAUAUCCAGCAAGCUCAAAGCCUCCUUAUCUUGCAUCCUCGCGCAUUUCUACCCCUUGGCGGGCCGCCUCAAAGGCAACGUCUCAGUCGAAUGUGAUGACGAGGGAGUGCCCUACUCCGAAGCCAUCAUCAAGUGCCGAGUUUCUGAUUUUACCGAGAAUCCGGACCCGACAGAGCUAAGGAAGUUGGUUCCUUUCGCUCUUGAUGCCAUCGGCGAAACAACCCUAGGUGUCCAGUUUAAUAGAUUCGAUUGUGGUGGGAUCGCCGUAGGGAUAUGCGUGUCACACAAGAUUUUGGAUGCGCUAUCGUUGGUCACUUUCGUCAAAAUGUGGGCAGCCGUCUGUCACGGUGAAGAGAUACUAACGCCUCCUCAAUUCGCCUCAGCCGAGCUGUUCCCGCCCAAGAACAUAUCGGGGUACGAACCGAGCAUUGGGAUUACCAGAGACAACAUAGCUACCAAGAGAUUCAUUUUCAAAACCGAUAAGAUAGAGACACUGAAAGCCAGGUAUUCCAAAGAAAUGGACCUGGACCAAAAUCGACCCCCGUCACGCGUCGAGGCUUUAUCGGCCUUCAUCUGGAGCCGCUUUGCUCGGUCUACAGGGGUCUAUUCUGAACGUAGCAAGACAUGCGCCGUCAUUCACGCGGUGAACUUGCGGACCAAGUUCGACCCUCCGUUACCGCCCCAUUCCUUCGGGAACUUCUACCGGGUGGCGAUGACUUUCUUGCCCAUGGACUCAGGGGAGGAGUGCUACGGGCUCGUGGCCAAAAUGAGAGAGAGUGUGAGCAGAAUCGACAAGGGGUACGUGGAGAGGCUCCGCGAAGGGGACGAGCACCUGAACUUCAUCAAGCAGAAUGCCGAGGUGUACCUCAAAGGAGAGCUGCUGACCAUGAACUUCACCAGCUUGUGCCGGUUCCCAGUGUACGAGUCCGAUUUUGGCUGGGGUAACCCGACAUGGUUCGGUUCACCAGCCCUAACUUUCCAGAACCUUGUGGUCUUUAUGGACACCAAGUCUGGUGAUGGUGUGGAGGCACAUAUAAGCUUGAGGGUUGAAGACAUGGCUGCUUUGGAAAGUGACGAGGAGUUCAUGGAAUUUGUGAUUUCUCCAGGAAAAGAACACUUUUCGGAGUGAAUGAUGUAGAGGUUUUACACUUAUUUAAGAUCUGAAUAAUUAUGGUGUUAUACAUUGAUCCAUCAAACGAAUUUACCAGCAGAAAGUACAGAGAGUUGCAAUCUCUCUCUUGAAAUUUA